AUGGGAGGAACCCAGGAUGCGACCUUCCGGGAUGCUCAAGGGCUUGAGCUUGAGCUUCAGCUUCCUCGAUCGCUUGGAUUGACCUCUGCUCCUCCCUGCAGCUUCUUGACCUCCCCAGUUGUUGAGAUUGUGGUCGGAGAAGGCGGCAAUCAGACGGUUUUAACUGCCCACCAAACCCUCCUCCUGGAAUCGCCGUUGCUCGCGACAUUGGUAGAAAAGUUUGAAGUAUCGGGACCACGACGGAUCAAACUACCGGAAGAGGACGUCGAUGCUUUCGGUUUGUUUUUUACAUUUCCAAUACACGCGCGAUUACAGCGUCCACAGCACGAGUCUUCCACAGACCCUGCAGUAGGUGAUGGCUCCAAGAAUUUGCUCCGCCAUGCGCGAGUCUACACAUUGGCCGACAAGCUGGGGCUGCAAGCAUUGAAGAGUCUUGCCCAUAGCAAGAUCCAUAAGGUCAAGAGCUCGUCCCAUGCAGAGUAUCUGUAUGCUCGCUAUGUCUACACCAAUAUCCCCGCCCCAGACACAACGAUUCGAAAGCCAGUUGCCUCCUACUGGGCCAGCCACAGCCAUACAUUACGCCGUGAAAUUGAUGAUGACUUCAAGAAACUCUGUAUUGAGGUGCCGGAAUUCUCUUUCGAUGUCUUGACUAUAAUCCUGGACCGGAAGGAUAAGCAGAUACCGUCCGACGAGAUCAAGGGGAGUGCGCGCAAGCGCAGAAGUGAUCUAUGA
Molecule: messenger RNA, 732 nt
Organism: Penicillium canescens
Lineage: Eukaryota; Fungi; Ascomycota; Eurotiomycetes; Eurotiales; Aspergillaceae
Exons: 3
Coding region: 1-732 (243 amino acids)
Source: RefSeq, a predicted model, not a curated record